Messenger RNA from Oncorhynchus masou masou (cherry salmon), 1451 nucleotides. Its product is annotated as claudin-4-like. Gene Ontology annotation, molecular function: structural molecule activity. Gene Ontology annotation, biological process: cell adhesion; bicellular tight junction assembly. Bases 195 to 845 code for a protein of 216 amino acids. Gene Ontology annotation, cellular component: bicellular tight junction; plasma membrane. The record is from RefSeq and is a predicted model, not a curated record. The transcript is spliced from 2 exons. NCBI's taxonomy places the organism in Eukaryota, Metazoa, Chordata, Actinopteri, Salmoniformes, Salmonidae.
ACAACUGCGAUCACCUUCGGUUGUGUUUGUGGCUAGUCGAAGACAGACCCGUCCACAGAACUAACCAGCCAGACCCCUUGUCCAUCAAAGCAGACACGUCCUCCAGGCGAACGGAAGAACAACAGGCUACAGCCCUCCAACCCCUAAGGACUGACAUCUCCUUGCAAGUUCUACACACGCUGUAGCGCCCCCCCAUGGCUGUGGAGGAGCUGGGCAUCACCCUGUCCAUGGUGGGCCUGGCAGGUACCAUCCUGAUCUGUGCCCUGCCCAUGUGGAAGGUUACAGCGUUCAUCGGCACCCACCUGGUGGUCAUGCAGGUGUUCUGGGAGGGCCUGUGGAUGACCUGUGUGUCUGAAACCACGGGACAGAUGCAGUGUAAGAUCUACGACGCUCUUCUAGACCUGUCCCCUGACCUCCAGGCGGCCAGGGGCCUCAUCGUCAUCAGCAUGGUACUGGGCUGCCUGGCGUUCCUCGUCUUCCUUCUGGGGGCUAGGUGUACCAACUGCCUGAGCCAUCCCAAGUUCAAAGCCAGCAUGGUGCAGGCCGCAGGGGUCACCUUCGCCCUGGCUGGGUUAAGCAUCAUAGUGGCUGUGUCCUGGACGGCCCAGUCAAUCAUUAGGGACUUCUAUAACCCGCGGGUCCCUGAGGUGCUCAAGAAAGAGAUGGGGGCGGCCAUCUAUGUGGGCUGGGUGACCUCUGGGUUCCUGUUCUGUGGAGGAGGGGUGCUGUGUACCAGCUGUCCUCCAGGGGGGAGAGAGGGUAGGCAUGGUUCCAGCAGUAGGUACACCCUGGCUAGGAUGCCCAUUCACACUCACAGCAGCUACGCCAUAAAGAACUAUGUGUGAGAGGGAAGUGCUUUAUUUGCCUGUUAACUUCAGGCAAAUAGUGUUGGCAGGUGUUGGCACUAUGAAGAGAUGUCACAGCAAGUUUUUCCAUGACAACAUUGUUAUUUUGUACAUUGUAUUGUAUUGUCUGACUUUCAUAGAUUUAGAAUUGCCCUGGAACUAUUUGAUAGCUUGGUGGAAGUUUUUAAAAAUAAGAUCAUGUUAAUUGAUUCUUGUUACAAAAUAAGUCUGACUUAGGUAAUUGUAGCUAUUAAAAUGUUCACUCUAUCACCAUGAAAUAUGUUUAUUGAGGAAUUAUCUGUUAUUGAAAUAUAAUCACUGAAAAUCAAUAGGUUACUAAUAUUGACAGUACAACUACGUCAACUGAAUGAACCUGAUUGUUUUUAUAUCCCUGUAUUGUAAUUCACAUAUUUUCAUUUUUCCCCAUCCUAUUCAACUGUGGUUACUACUUAUAAUGUGUUUUUGUAACGAUGUUUAUCACAGUUAAUUUUGUGAUCAGAAUCUGCAUGCUAAGAGAAUAGAGGCAGUACUUUAGCGGGCAACAAAUCAUGUUCGUUGAAUGAUUUGCGAUUUGAACUUAAUAAAAAUAAACAUUUUGGUUAGAAA